ACGCGAAACGUGUUGAUCAUAUCGUUUUACAGCCUCAUAGUCGUGGUCUCCCUGUGCGGUAAUCUACUGGUGUGUAAGAUAGCGUUCACGAAACGCAAAAUGCGGACAACCACUAACAUACUGAUCGCCUCCCUGGCCUGCUCGGACAUCGUGAUGACCGCGUUCAACAUACCCUUCAACAUAGCCCGGCUACUGCUAUCGGACUGGCCGUUCGGGUCCGUACUCUGCAUACUGGUGCCGCUCAUACAGACCUCCUGUGUCUAUGUGUCCACAUUCACGAUGACAUUCAUAAGCCUUCAUCGGUGGCGGACUAUAUCCAAGAGAUCGCUAUUCAGGAAGUUCUCGCCGAUCAGGCUGUUUGCCAUCAUAGCCGUGAUAUGGGGGCUGGCUAUCAUUGUCAGCCUUCCCCUGGCGAUAUUCAACCGCAUAAAGGAGGUGACCUUCCAGAGUCAGACGGUGAUCCGGUGCCGGCCCCAGUACCCCAACUUUGGCUUCAAUUACCCCCUGUUUUUGUCGGUUGAAGUACUGGUCACUCAGUACGUGGUGCCCCUCACCAUCACGUGUAUUGUGUACGUCAAGAUCGGGCUGGUGGUGGUGCAGCAAGGUAAAUUGGCGGGCAUGUCCAAUGAUGAUCGGAAGCGCCGACAGGUUGAGGCCAAGCGCCGCCGGAUUGUUAUGUUGGCGCUGGCGGUCAUCGUGUUUGCCGUUUGCUGCACAUUAGUCUACGACAUCGACACCAGCCUCACCGACAUCGCGGUGUACAUCGGCAACACUACCAGCCCAACCACCGCACCAGUGGCCAGCCCUACCCCACCGGAAGUGCAGACCACGCGAAACGUGUUGAUCAUAUCGUUUUACAGCCUCAUAGUCGUGGUCUCCCUGUGCGGUAAUCUACUGGUGUGUAAGAUAGCGUUCACGAAACGCAAAAUGCGGACAACCACUAACAUACUGAUCGCCUCCCUGGCCUGCUCGGACAUCGUGAUGACCGCGUUCAACAUACCGUUCAACAUAGCCCGGCUACUGCUAUCGGACUGGCCGUUCGGGUCCAUACUCUGCAUACUGGUGCCGCUCAUACAGACCUCCUGUGUCUAUGUGUCCACAUUCACGAUGACAUUCAUAAGCCUUCAUCGGUGGCGGACUAUAUCCAAGAGAUCGCUAUUCAGGAAGUUCUCGCCGAUCAGGCUGUUUGUCAUCAUAGCCGUGAUAUGGGCGCUGGCUAUCAUUGUCAGCCUUCCCCUCGCGAUAUUCAACCGCAUACAGGAGGUGACCUUCCAGAGUAAGACGGUGAUCCGGUGCCGAUCCCAGUACCCCAAUUUUGGCUUCAAUUACCGCCUGUUUUCGUCGGUUGAAGUACUAUUCACUCAGUAUGUGGUGCCCCUCACCAUCACGUGUAUUAUGUACGUCAAGAUAGGGCUCGUGGUGGUGCAGCAAGGUAAAUUGGCGGGCAUGUCCAAUGAUGAUCGGAAGCGCCGACAGAUUGAGGCCAAGCGCCGCGACAGAUUGGCGCUGGUGGUCAUCGUGUUUGCCGUUUGCUGGUAUGUAUUGUACUGUUUGCCCUUUUCGGGGAGGGGGGAAUUCACUUAG
Oppiella nova is the source of this 1584-nucleotide messenger RNA. The record is from the annotation of a GenBank genome assembly. NCBI's taxonomy places the organism in Eukaryota, Metazoa, Arthropoda, Arachnida, Sarcoptiformes, Oppiidae.